Messenger RNA from Talaromyces proteolyticus, 1497 nucleotides. RefSeq names its product putative 4-coumarate-CoA ligase. The transcript has 5 exons. The record is from RefSeq and is a predicted model, not a curated record. NCBI's taxonomy places the organism in Eukaryota, Fungi, Ascomycota, Eurotiomycetes, Eurotiales, Trichocomaceae. The coding region runs from base 1 to 1497 and encodes 498 amino acids. Gene Ontology annotation, molecular function: CoA-ligase activity. Gene Ontology annotation, biological process: secondary metabolic process.
AUGCCGUUCAAAUCCCGCUGGGAGAUCGAGGUUCCAAAUACCCACCUGGCUUCCCUCCUAUUCACCUCUCCCACCCAUCCUCUGUCCAAAACGCAUCGAAGCUUCUCGGAGGCCGCUCGCCCGGACACCCACUACUUCACCACCCAUGAUUUUCGAUUAUGGUGUCAACGAUUUGCAGCCGGGUUGCUCAAGUCCGGUCUCCAGCCGGGAGAUCGAGUGCUUCUUCUCUCGGGGAAUGAUAUCUUCUUCCCCGUGGUCUUCCUGGGGGUAGCUAUGGCGGGGGUGGUCUUUACUGGAGCCAACCCCACCUACGUCGCGAGGGAGCUGGCAUAUCAGUUACAGGAUAGCGGUGCAACCUACCUUAUAUGCGCCGAGGGUAGUCUUGACACGGGUAUUGAGGGCGCCAAAAUAGCAGGGUUGGGUCUGGACAAGGUCUUUGUCUUUAACGAUGCUAUUUAUGACGGGAAGGGUGAAGGAAAGAAAGGAUGCAGGGACUGGGGCGAGCUGAUCGCAUCCGCGGAGGAGGGAAAUGCAUUUGCUUGGGAUCCUCUCUCGACUCCAGAGAAGGCUAGCCAAACCCUUGCCCUCAACUACUCGAGUGGCACCACAGGAAAGCCCAAAGGGGUUGAAAUUUCCCACAAAAACUACUGUGCCAAUAUGCUGCAGUAUAAUCACUUAUUCUAUAUGAGUCCUGAUUGGAAGGAGAAAGAAAAGCGCGCAAGAUGGUUGUGCUUUCUCCCCAUGUACCAUGCAUUGGCGCAGAAUAUCUUCAUUGCAGCUGCAUUGAACCGCGGGGUACCGGUCUACAUCAUGCCGCAGUUCGAUUUCCUGAAGAUGCUCGAGUACACGGAAAAGUUUCGCAUUACCGACUACAUCUUGGUGCCGCCCGUGGUGGUUGCCUUAGCCAAGCACCCAGCGGCGAAAAGCGGCAAGUACGACCUCAGCAGCGUGGAAUUGAUUGGGAGUGGAGCUGCCCCGUUGGGACGAGAUGUGUGUGAAGAGGCUGAGGCUCUAUGGCCGCCUGGAUGCAUCAACGUCAAACAGGCGUGGGGAAUGACUAAGACUACGUGUUCAGUUUUGGGGUGGAGCCCCAAUGAUAUCAGUCAUUCGGCUUCGGUUGGAGAGCUUAAUGCAAACUGCGAGGCGAAAAUCAUGGAUGAUGAUGGCGUGACGGAGUUGGGGCGGAACCAACGCGGAGAGCUCUGGGAGCUGAUCAAAGUGAAAGGCAACCAGGUUGCCCCAGCAGAAUUGGAGGCCCUUUUGUUGGAACACCCUGCGGUUGCUGAUGUUGCUGUUAUUGGAGUUCCAAGUAACAAUGAUGAAAGCCCUCGCGCCUAUAAUGUGUUAAAACCUGGGCAUAGCGCCACCGCUAACGAUGUUAUUGCCUUCAUGGAUGGAAAAAUCCCAAAGAAUCCAUCAGGCAAAAUUUUGCGAAAGGUUCUCCAAGAACAGGCCAAAGAGGAAAUGCAAACAAAUGGCGCUGUUGCAAAAUUAUAG